Molecule: messenger RNA, 822 nt
Organism: Suillus discolor
Lineage: Eukaryota; Fungi; Basidiomycota; Agaricomycetes; Boletales; Suillaceae
Exons: 3
Coding region: 1-822 (273 amino acids)
Source: RefSeq, a predicted model, not a curated record
AUGACCAAGCAAACUCGCGCACUGUACGAGUCCGUCGCCAGCUCAUUCUCAAUCUGGGAUGCAGCCCACAUAUUUGAAUAUGCCACCUCCAGAUUCACCACUAUUCAUCUCACGCAGCUGGCAGAGCCUAACCCAUCAGGUGCCUAUCAGUACUUGUUUGUUCAACACCUCAUCUGGGAGGCGGAGUGUUUCGUGAUCCCUUUUGUGAGCAAGUGCGCGGUGAUGAACAUUAAUACCAGCAUGCCGGUCUAUCUCAGCAAUGUCCUCCUUCACAUAACAUACUUCCAGAUGGAAGACCGAAACCACAAAUCACUCUUUGCGAGAUUACGGGACUGUCCGCACAACAAAGAUGGUAAGGCGGUAGAUCAAUAUCGAGUGGUUCCACGCUACUGCUACUGCUGGUGGAAAACACCAUUUCAUUUCACGGCUAUGCAAAUGCCUCUCCAGCUUUCAGUAGCUCAGGUGAAUGAGCUAACGGCCGAUCACUUCAAACAGUGGCCAGCCUUGGGUUUGCUCAUACCGGAACCAAUUACUCAUCCACGGAUGGAUGACCCGCUCCUUCAACAACUUCAUGUUCUGCAGACUGAAGUCGCCUGGCUCGGUCUCGACCUUGGACACAUGCUGGUUAGCAAACUCGAAGCCACGGGAGCAGUGGUCGAUGCGAUGAACCGACUUGAACAGCCUCUCGACGAGGUCUAUGACGCUAUGGCUGCCUCUCAAGCGGCAGUGGACGUGUUGGUGGAAGAUUAUAACAAUGGCCGGAUCGGAACAUCUCUGCACGGAGAUCCAUUCCCUCAAUUGCAUCCCUUUGUGCGCCAAUGA